CUGUUUUCAUAUUUUAGCUCACAUUCAUAUUUAGAUUAUGUGGACGGUGACGAUUGGUGUACUCAUCUCAGCAUUGUUCUGCGCUUCGCACUCCGAAAACCGAAGAAACCAAAGACUACGAAAAAAGUGCACCCUGACAAUGCUGUGGUCUACUCCUUUGAUAAGACCGUGAGCAAUAGAAAGACAUCAGAAGGCGGAAUGAAGGCACAUGUAGUCAUUUAUAUUCCAAUGGUUGAGAAGCUGGUAAAAUUCUUCGCGUUCUUCGUCAGUGGCGGUGGAGGUGGGUGCAUAUCCAUUGAUAAUGGAUAUGGCUCCUUGAUCUUUGGUCAGCAAGCGUAG
Cooperia oncophora is the source of this 339-nucleotide messenger RNA. Lineage: Eukaryota; Metazoa; Nematoda; Chromadorea; Rhabditida; Trichostrongylidae. The record is from the annotation of a GenBank genome assembly.